GCGUGUUAUGGUGCAGCAGCGUAAACAAAAUAUUCAUCUUGUUAAAAGUGUAAUAAUAAUAAAUAAGUUUUGUUUGUAAACAGAAUAAAACCAGUAUUUCACCUGCAAAAUAUUCUUGCGUGGACAGUUUGCAUAUACUUAAAAGCAAAUAUCUACAAUAGUGUGUAUACUGACAACAACAUAACCUAGAAAUGGCAUCUAUCGAGGAACGCUUACAAAUCAAACGAGAACCCCUCGAUAAAUGGUCGAUUCGCGAACAGUUAUGUUUGGCCGUUGCCAGAAAUAGCGAUCAAAAUCUGACAUCAGUAAGUAGGGCUUUGAAACCUUUUGGUGAACCAAAUCGACCUCCGGAUUGGUUUCACCAAAAAAACUGUGCUGCUCAGUAUGGGGCUUUGUUGGCUAAUGUGGAAACACCAAAAAGGAAAAAAAGAACGUCGGGAGGUGAAGUAACUAUUGAAACACCCGCAGAAGCUAUUCUUCGUAAGUUACUAAAUGAGAGGAAAGCUGAACUGAAAAGAUUACUUGCUGAAGAAAAAGCUGAAUAUCACAAAUUACAGCGAGAUAAAGCAUUGUUGCAAUCAGGUUGUAAUGUCACUGAGGAACAAUUGGAUAUUUGGUGUAAGGAAAUUGAUGAAGAGGAACAGAAAAAAGAGCAAGAAGCAAUUGCUCAUGAACAGUGGUUACGAGAGAGGGAGUUACGUAAACAGGAAAUCGAGAGGGCGUGGAGGCCUGUGAAACCAACACAUCCACCAAUAAUUACAGGUCAGAAGCGCAAAAAUUCUGAAACGAUAGAUGGUGCUGCUGAGAAUGAAAACUUGGAGGAGCCAAAAGUUACACCAGUGCAAGAACCAGCAAAGCCAGCUUUGUCUCCUCUCUUAACUAGUUUGUUAAAAUCACCAUCACAAGUACCAAAUGUAACAACAUCAUCAAUAUUGCACUCAGCUAUUACAAAUCAACGUCCAACUAGCACAAACACAAAUACCAGCCCUAUGAUUGCCAGUUUACUCAAUUCAUCAACUGGAGUUACUACUGUGUCUCCCGGUUUACAACAACUAGUUAGUUCAGCAAUUGGACAAGAACCGACAGUGGAAGAAAUUGAAACUUCACAGCAGAACAUUCCAACAAAUGACAUUUUGGAUGACGCUAAUUUACAAAUUUUAAAAAUCGAUGAUUUAGCUAGUAGUAUUUUAAUUCAAAAUGGUCCCUUACCAGAAAUGAAAAAUGAUGUAGAUGUUAUUAUAUCCGAUCUAAUUGAGAAUGCUCAUGAUAUAGUAGCUGAUCCAGAGCAGCACUUACAGUUAGAUGGAAAUGGUGAUAUAAAUUUAAACUUGGAAUUAGAGGAUUUUGAAGAAAAUGAGACUGAUAUCAAAGAAGAACCAAAAGAAUCUGAAAAGCAGCCAGAAAAACCAGCACCGACGGUUGAUCCAUUUGAAUUUCAAGAAGAACCAGAGGUGUUUGAACGAACAAAACCCCCUUGUUCAAACAAGUCAAUAGAAGGGUGUAAAUCAACGUCAAAUCAAUUUAAUGACGAUCCAGCACAGGCUUUAGAAGAAAUCGACGCUAAUGACAGUAAAAUUCUAGUUUCAUCAAAAUUUUCCGCCAAUGAACUGGAACUUGGGCGAAAAGAAGAGCCGGUUGAUGAUCCAACCAAAAAAGAAAAAAAUCCAAUACCUGGAUCUGUUGAAAUUGUAGAAGUUGUUGUCAUGGAAGAAGAAGAUCUUGACAAGGAGUUAAAUAAAUCACAAAUUGAAGAUAUAGUUCACUCUGUGAAAGUUGAAACUCAAGCAGAAGUAGAACAGGUCAAAGAAGAGAUUGAAACUAAAGAAGAAACAGAAUCUAAGGUUUUUGAAGACCUCCCAAAAUCACCAGAAAAAGUAAAAGAAAUUUUACCUGAGGAAAUAGAUAAGAAAGAACCUGAAACCAUGUUAGAUGUCCCCACAUCUUCUGAAACAAAUACUAUUGCUACAGAAUUUAAUGAAGAAUUAUAUGAUGACAUCAAUAUGGAAGUUAAAGUUGAUAAAAGUGGUAAAGCAAAACGCGAUUACUCUAGAACAAAGAAAAAAGAUGAAAAGGAAUUUGAUGUACUUCUAGCAAUUGAAAAAGCUCAUCGAGAUGAAAGUGAAUCUGUUGAAGAAAGUUUUUCAGAUAGAGAUUACAGUGAAUUGGAAAGAAAGGAUGUGAAGUCUAGAAUUAAAAGCGAAAAUGAAAGAUCAAACAGUCCAUGGACAGAAGAAGAAGAUGCUUCAACUCUACGCACGAGGAGAAGAUUAUCAACCCCCGCUACCCCAAUUGACUCAGUUCCAAAUUCACCUGUCUCAAGUAUUUAUUACUAUGAUGACGAUCGUGAAUAUAGAAAUUGGAAGAAGUCUGUAAUGCUUGUAUAUAGUAGACUGGCAGCAAACAAAUACGCAUCACUCUUUUCAAAACCUAUCACAGAUGAUCAAGCUCCCGGUUACCAUGGUGUCGUCUUCAGACCCAUGGAUUUGUUAACAAUUCGAAAAAAUAUUGAAAAUGGAGUCAUUCGAACAACUCAAGAAUUUCAGCGAGAUGUACUCUUAAUGUUUAACAAUGCUAUUAUGUAUAACAAAACAAAUGACACUGUGUAUAAUAUGGCGAGACAAAUGCAGCAAGAAUCAGUACAACAAAUUCAGAUUCUUUUGCAAGCACAAUCACAAGCUGAUACACCUGUUAGGAGAGAAACUAGAACCAGUGAACCCGGUUUGAAAAGAAAGCGUGUUAAUGAGGAAAAUACUAGGAAUAAAAAACGUAAAGAAGAUUAGCAUUACGUUUUACGUUAUUCUGAUAAGUUAUUUGAUUUCAGCGAUUUUUUUUAGUUUUAAUAAAUCAUUUUUGUACUUUUGUCUCGCGGUGUAAAAAUCAGAACUUUUUAUGGUGUACAACGUGAAAUGAACUCUUGAAGUUAAUACAUUUUGUCACGAGUAUGUAUAUAAUAUAUAAUUUAUAUGCAGUUAUCAUCUGUACAUUAAGCUAGGAAUGAACUGUUUAUAUAAAUACUUACUUUUUAUAAUGAAUGAAAGUCUGUAUAUAAUAAAGCCAGAUAUUUAGAAUAAAUGUGGUGUAAAUAUUUAUAUGGUAAAUUUUUAUUGUACCUGAUAAUCUAAAAAGUUUUAAAUGUUUAGUCCGUACUUUUAGUUACUGAAAUAACGUAGCUAUGUAAACAAGUAGGUAUGCAAGUAUAUACUUUUAUGUAGAGCAAAAUAUUUUGUAAUAUAUGUAUGUUAGGAAAAUUAAAUAUGAUAGAUUGGA
Molecule: messenger RNA, 3267 nt
Organism: Zophobas morio
Lineage: Eukaryota; Metazoa; Arthropoda; Insecta; Coleoptera; Tenebrionidae
Gene: Brd8
Product: bromodomain-containing protein 8
Exons: 2
Coding region: 192-2780 (862 amino acids)
Cellular component (GO): NuA4 histone acetyltransferase complex
Molecular function (GO): protein binding
Source: RefSeq, a predicted model, not a curated record